Cryptococcus amylolentus CBS 6039 is the source of this 1207-nucleotide messenger RNA. RefSeq lists its product as hypothetical. Lineage: Eukaryota; Fungi; Basidiomycota; Tremellomycetes; Tremellales; Cryptococcaceae. Bases 103 to 1035 code for a protein of 310 amino acids. The record is from RefSeq and is a predicted model, not a curated record. The transcript has 7 exons.
UUCCAGUUCACUCCCAACCACACUCGUUUAACCCACACUCGUUUGAACCAACCUUCUUCCUUCACCUUACCUUUUACCACCCAACCCACAUACACUAUCGCGAUGUUUGCCGGUAACACUCUCGCCCUCUUGGCCUUCGCCGGCUACGCUUCCGCCAACGGUCUUUCUCUUGCCAUUGGUGCCACCGUCAACGUCGGUGCUUCCAUCGACGUCUCGGCCAGCGCCUCUGUCGACUUGACCAGCUCUUGUUCCGCCAAGGGUGACUUUAUCACCGAGCUCUUGGGCCUCGCCCUCUGUUGCUCUGACGAGACCCGUACUACUCCUGACGCCAACUUGACCUGUCCCUUUGACUGGGGUAUGCACAAGACUGCCAAGUGCUGUAUCCCUCAACAAGAAAGCUCGGCUUGUGAUUGCGGCGAAGGCUACACCUUCAACGAGCAGACCAAAAAGUGUGUCAAGAACUCGGGCUCCUGCUCCUCCUCCCAAUGGUGGCACGAGCGAUCCAGCUCUUGCUGUGACAACUCGUGGAAGACGUCGCCCCCCAAUAGCACCUGCCCCUCUGGCGUCUCUUGCCCCACGGACUGGUUCUGGCACAAGACGGAGAGCAAGUGCAAGCCCCUCCACCCCCGUGCGCCCGAGCCCGACUGCAGCGACUGGAACAGCAACACCCAGUGCUGUGGUGGUUCCUCUCCUUCCCAGGCUGCUUCCAACGGUAAACGUCAGAACAAGCGAGCGUUCAAGGCCCGAGAGCAGACUGCCCUCUUCCCUCAGACUGCUCUUGACAGGACUUAUUGCCCCAACGGUCUUCAUGCUUGUACCGUCAACGGCAACACUGGCGGCGAGUGGUCUUACGAGUGCAUCGACCCUAUCGUCGAGCUCGAAGCCUGCGGUGGUUGUCUCGAGAAUGGUGGACAAGACUGCACCAACAUUGCGCACGCCUUGUCUGUCGGAUGCUCUGUCGGCACUUGCGAAGUAUUCUCUUGCAAGUACGGCUUCAAGCCUUCUGCCAACGCCACCGAGUGCAUCGCCGUCUAACCGCCUUCUUCCUCCGCCCUUUUCCUUUUGCCCCCUCCCCACGCUCUACGAUACGCUUCCGUACCGGUGUCUACAUAACCUUCUUUGCUCCCCACACAUUCAUUCAAACCGUUCAUUCACUCAACUACCUCUAUAUAAAUCUUAGAUCCGUCUGAUCAGACUUCCAAAAAGG